Messenger RNA from Phascolarctos cinereus (koala), 1249 nucleotides. The record is from RefSeq and is a predicted model, not a curated record. NCBI's taxonomy places the organism in Eukaryota, Metazoa, Chordata, Mammalia, Diprotodontia, Phascolarctidae.
AUGGAGCAAGAGUCUCAAGUUCCCCCACAGAGAGAUGGAGACCCCUGCUUUAAAUUUUUGGUGGAGCCCCCAGAAGCCUCUGAAAUCCCCAUGGAAAUGGAGGCUCUGUUGAUAGGAAUUCUGGUGGUGGCCACAGGGACCCAGGCUCUGAACUUGAGGUUUCGGAGGGAUUGUAAUCAUCACCAUAGGUGCUGUUGCAGCAAGGAACAGGACCUUUCUGAGAUGUUGCUGAGCUGGAACAGUAUGCCCUCUGUACCCCUUGAAGUCUCCAGAAACUUGCAGCUCCCAAAUGUCAAGGUCCCUGAACCUGCCCAGUGUCGGGCCAGCCGGGAAGGGCCCCUCAAUUCAAGGGCCAUCUCUCCCUGGAGCUAUGAGUUGGACCGGGAUGAAAACCGGCUUCCCCAGGACUUGUAUCAUGCCCGCUGCCUGUGCCCUCAUUGCAUCAGCCUGAAUACAGGCCACAUGGACCACCGUGGGAACUCUGAGCUACUCUGGUACAACCAGACUGUCUUUUACCGGCGCCAGUGUCACGGUCACGGCGAGCAGCCGGGAAGUGACUGUUAUUACCUAGAGCGGAAGGUCUAUCCUGUCUCCUUUGCCUGCGUCUGUGUCCUGCCUCAGAUCAUGGCCUAGCCUGGGAGUCGGUGCCAGGAGACCCAGCUCCGUGCCUGGGGGAAUGCUGGAUGAGGACCAGUUUCUGGGUGUCAGGCUUUUCACCUGGAAACUUGGAGCGCAGGCAAAGAUAAUUGUGGUCAUUAGCACAACCGCCUUGUUCCAGGGCCAUGAGCCUGGUACUUCUGUACCUUCCCUUUGCCAGACCCACCUACUCACUAAACUCUCGAGGGAAGGUAACAGAAGAAAAGCCAGCUGGGUACUGAGCAUUUGCACUGGAAGGAGGGUUGGGGCACUCUGGGGUAAUUGGCAUUUUUCUGGGUGGGUAGCUGUGUAGAUGCUCCCUGCAGCCCCAGUGCUGGAAACCCUGCCCAGUGGUCUGACAGACAUCCGCUGGCUCUGGGGGAAGUAGCCUGAAGGAACAAGCCCUGACCAUGUCAAUCUUUGUCCCCCACCCCUAAGAACUCCCUUCCCUUUUCACCUCUCCCUGCUGUCCUAAAGUGUCCUGGUUCCUUCUCCAAAUCAACCAGCAUCUAUUAAGUGCUUAGCUACUGUACUAAACACUUUGAGAGCUGACUUGCUAUGCUAUAGAAUAACGAAUCUGGUCAUUUCUGGAGACAAAAUUCUGGUAGAACAU